AUGGUAUCGCGCCUGUACGCUAAGAAUUCAAUGUCUGUGGACGAGCUUCUGAAUCCAUCGAAUGAGAACACAACUGCAGAAGAGCCCACAGGAAAAGACUUCUGUGGAGUUGGUGACCAAAAAUUGGCUGCAGAUGGCUCUGAGACUGGGUCAGAAAACCCGGGCGAGGACGAUAUGGAGGGUUGUAUUGAGGAGGACCUUGAGCUAGAAGCAAUUAAAGAGUAUCUCAUAUGGAUUAAUCAGCUUGUCGUUCGUACAGGUGUGACUGGAGUAUCGGAUAGAUCUAUAAGUAGAUUAUGA
Molecule: messenger RNA, 300 nt
Organism: Phytophthora nicotianae INRA-310
Lineage: Eukaryota; Oomycota; Peronosporomycetes; Peronosporales; Peronosporaceae
Exons: 1
Coding region: 1-300 (99 amino acids)
Source: RefSeq, a predicted model, not a curated record